AUGGAAGAUGACCGCGCAGCGCCUGCGGAUGCGACUGCAGGCCCCAGCACAAGCGGCCAGAGCCAUGCGCCUAAGCCCACAGUCAUCCUAGUGAUUGGUAUGGCCGGCUCGGGCAAGACCACCCUCAUCCAGCGCAUCAACUCCCAUCUCCACGCUACCCGGCGUAACGGCUACAUCAUCAACAUGGAUCCUGCCGUAACGCACCUGCCGUACGGAGCCAACAUUGACAUCCGCGACACCGUGAAGUACAAGAACGUGAUGCGGCAGUACAAUCUGGGGCCCAACGGCGGUAUCCUGACUUCCUGCAACCUCUUCGCCACGCGAUUUGACCAGGUCGUCCAGCUGUGCGAGAAGCCCCGCGACCCCCCCCUGGAGUACGUUGUGGUGGACACCCCCGGGCAAAUUGAGAUCUUCACCUGGUCUGCCUCGGGCUCCAUUGUGACUGAGCUGUUCGCGUCCUCCUUCCCCACACUGGUGGCCUACGUGGUGGACACCCCCAGAGUCACCCAACCGCAGACCUUUAUGUCCAACAUGCUGCAAGCCUGCUCCAUAAUGUACAAAACGAAGCUGCCCAUGCUGCUGCUCUUUAAUAAGGUGGAUGUAGCGCGUCAUGAGUUCGCCCUGGAGUGGAUGAGCGACUUCGACAGCUACUCAGCGGCCCUGGAGGCGGACUCCAGCUAUGCAGCCACGUUGUCCCGCUCUCUGGCACUGGUGCUGGACUCCUUCUACUCCAACCUUCGCAGUGUGGGGGUGUCGGCGGUGACGGGGGAGGGCAUGGAGGACAUGCUGCAGCAAGUGGCGGAGUGCGCCAAGGAGUAUCGGGAGUUCUACGUGCCCGACUUGGAGCGGCGCAAGCAAGACAAGGCGGCGCGGGAGGAGGCCCGGCAGCGAAAGGAGAUGGCCAGGCUGCAGGCAGAUCUCGCGGCGUCCAAGGUCCAAGAGGGCCAGGGGCCUGCGGCAGCGGCAGUGGGCAGUGCUAAUGGAGGUGCAGAGGAUGGCGGAGCAGUAGCAGCGGGUGGGGGGGCCGGCAGCAGCACGGCUGCAGGAGCGAAGGGGACGGGAGCAGAGGGUGGGAUGGCAUCUGCUCAGAUGGCCCAGGGUCAGGGCCAGGCUGGCAUGGCAGUUGAUGGCGAGGUGGAUGCUGAUGAGGAGGAAGGAGGACGAUCUGAGGAUUGCUGUGCGCGAAAUGUUGGUUUUGCUCUGUUGGUUUUGCUGGUGGUGUUGGUCUACAACGAACCGGCAGAGGCAAAUGCAUGCAGGAAGCAUUGCGUUUCCAGGCUGCAAACCCUUUACAAAGUCCUCAAGAUGCAGCAUGGCCGGACAAAAUACCAGAAGCGCAAGCUGGAUGUUCAUCACAUCACGGAUGUGAGGCACCUGCACGUGCCGCUGUUCAACGCGGAGCGGGCCUGGGCCUAUGCCAUGGAGCUUAAGAAGGAGGCGGAGGCGCGGGGCGGGGGCGCCGCGGGGGGAAUCGACCCGCGGAAACGCCACCACCUCAUCGGCCGCCUAGCCAAGGCGGUUCUUUGGGCUUCGGAGCUGGCCCGUUUCGCCGCCGCCCGCUCCGACACCCAGGGCGCCCUGGAGGCCGAGGCGUACUGCUGCUGGAUGGGGGGUAACCUGCUGCUGGAGAGGGAGUCGGACUGGGAGCUGGCACUGGCCAAGUUCACUAGGGCCAAGAAGCUGUGGCAGGAGCUGGCCAAGGCCUGUCCGAAUCUGGAGGGGCAGUCGCUGUACCUGGCACAGGCGAGGAGGGAGAGGGGGAGGGUGGAGGAGAUGGAGCCCAACAUCCGGUACUGCAAUUACCGCAUAUCCCGGGCGGGGGGUGCCGUACCCGCGGACCCCUCCGCGCUGCUGUCGGCCGUGUCAGAUGUGGGCGCGAGGGGGGGAGAGCUGCCCGGCGGGGGAGACCUUCUGCAGUCCAAGUUGGCGGCGCUGGCCCAGGAGGCCCAGAUGGCGCAGGCCGCCUCUACGUCGUACGUGUCGUGGAUGGGAGUCAACCACCCCGUACGGCAUGAGCGCGUCAAGUUGGCGUUGCACCAGGCAGCGGAGUUUGGCGCCCAGGCGGAGCAGGUGAUGGACUCCGGGGAGGGUGAUGUACUGGACUCCCGACUCGCACUGUACGACAAAGCCAUCAACGCACUGGCCCAGGCAAAGAGCCAUGUACGGAAUGCCGUGAAGGGUCUGGCAGGUCCCGAUGCCGAGGCGCACUUCAAGGAGUUGGAGGCUCUGGAGGUGGCGGUGGAAGGUCUGCGGCUGCAGCGGACUGUGGAACGAAGUGAGGUGCACCUGGCGCAUACCCGGACGCGUUUCGUGGCGGGCCUGCAGAGGCUGGCGGCCGGGAAGAAGAUCAAGGACAAGGAGCGCCACGCCCGGCCCGAGGAGGUCGUCCGUGUGUGCGACCUGCUGUCCAGGUACCUGGAGGACCUGGCGGACCUGGGGGCCAGGAUGGGGGGCAGAGCGGGGGAGGCGCUGCAUGACGUGGCGGCGGCAAGGGCCCUGGAGGCCUGGGCCCUUCUGAGCCGGUCUCAGGACCGAGCCAGUGCAGCUGCGGACCAGCUCCGUGGGCUGCCCGCGGGGGACCCGGCUGCGGAGGUGCUGCUGCGGGGUCGUGACGGGCUGCUGGAGGAUUUGGGGGAGCUGGUUAAACAGGCGACUGCAUACAAGGCCGUAGCCCAGGCGGAGAUGUUCGCUGCGGAGCUCAAGGCCAAGGACGAGCUGCUGCAGGCGGGUGUGGGAGGACUAUCGCUAGGGGAUCAGCAGCAGCAGCAGACAGCCGGACCGCAGCAGCAGCAGCAGCAGACCUACCUGUUGGAGGCGCUAGACAAGUGGGAGAGCUUCGCCGGGGGGCCCACGGCGGCGGCAGGAACGGGAGCAGGAGCGAGCGGCGCCAAGGCGCCGCCUCGGCUGCACAAGGCACCUUACGGUUUCAUGGCCAUUCCCGUCCGUCCCAUCAUGUUGGAUACCGCCAGCAACUGCGUGUCGUACCCGAGCCUGGAGCACCGGCUGCGUAAAGUGUGUGGCCACAUAGGAGCGGCCGGGUGUGCGGCCAGGAGGAUCUUCUGUCAAUCGAAUGGAAAAAUUCGUUUCGGGCUUUUGAGUUCUGACCUGGUUACCGUUGAGUUUUAG
Messenger RNA from Volvox carteri f. nagariensis, 3126 nucleotides. RefSeq lists its product as uncharacterized. Bases 1 to 3126 code for a protein of 1041 amino acids. Gene Ontology annotation, biological process: SRP-dependent cotranslational protein targeting to membrane. The record is from RefSeq and is a predicted model, not a curated record. Gene Ontology annotation, cellular component: signal recognition particle, endoplasmic reticulum targeting. The transcript has 18 exons. Lineage: Eukaryota; Viridiplantae; Chlorophyta; Chlorophyceae; Chlamydomonadales; Volvocaceae. Gene Ontology annotation, molecular function: 7S RNA binding; endoplasmic reticulum signal sequence receptor activity; ATP hydrolysis activity.